CGGCGCGUAGAAAAUCACCGAGCCAACUUUGGCCAACGUUGCUGCUGCGUCGGAGCCGAUUUCUCGUUCACUUUCCUCGAGUCUAUCCACCGGACAACACUGGUAGUUUGUUCUCUCGCGACUGAGCUGAAUUACAAGUCUUGAACAAUGGGAAAAGAGAAGAUCCAUAUUAACAUCGUCGUGAUUGGUCACGUCGACUCUGGCAAGUCCACGACCACUGGCCAUCUGAUCUACAAAUGCGGCGGUAUCGACAAGCGUACGAUCGAGAAGUUCGAGAAGGAGGCCCAGGAGAUGGGCAAGGGAUCGUUCAAGUACGCCUGGGUGCUGGACAAGCUGAAGGCCGAGCGUGAGCGUGGUAUCACCAUCGAUAUUGCCCUGUGGAAGUUCGAGACGGCCAAGUACUACGUGACGAUCAUCGAUGCUCCUGGACAUCGUGAUUUCAUCAAGAACAUGAUCACUGGUACGUCCCAGGCUGACUGUGCCGUGCUGAUUGUCGCCGCCGGUACUGGUGAGUUUGAGGCUGGCAUCUCGAAGAACGGCCAGACGCGUGAGCACGCUCUGCUCGCCUUCACGCUGGGCGUGAAGCAAUUGAUUGUGGGCGUGAACAAGAUGGACUCGACCGAGCCGCCAUUCAGUGAGAACCGCUUCGAGGAGAUCAAGAAGGAGGUGUCGUCGUACAUCAAGAAGAUCGGCUACAAUCCCGCCGCCGUGGCUUUCGUGCCCAUCUCCGGAUGGCACGGAGACAACAUGCUGGAGGCUUCCACCAACAUGCCGUGGUUCAAGGGAUGGGCCAUCGAGCGCAAGGAGGGCAAGGCUGACGGCAAGACCCUCAUCGACGCCCUGGACGCCAUCCUGCCGCCCGCUCGGCCCACUGACAAGCCCCUGCGUCUGCCUCUGCAGGACGUGUACAAGAUUGGCGGUAUCGGAACUGUGCCCGUGGGCCGUGUGGAGACUGGCGUGCUGAAGCCCGGCACCGUUGUCACCUUCGCCCCGGCCAAUCUCACCACUGAGGUGAAGUCCGUGGAGAUGCACCACGAGGCGCUGCAGGAGGCCGUGCCCGGAGACAAUGUGGGCUUCAACGUGAAGAACGUGUCGGUGAAGGAGCUGCGCCGCGGCUACGUGGCCGGCGACUCGAAGAACAACCCACCCAAGGGCGCCGCCGACUUCACGGCCCAGGUGAUCGUGCUGAACCAUCCCGGCCAGAUCGCCAACGGCUACACGCCCGUGCUGGAUUGCCACACGGCUCACAUUGCGUGCAAGUUCGCUGAGAUCAAGGAGAAGGUGGACCGCCGUUCCGGCAAGACCACCGAGGAGAACCCCAAGGCGAUCAAGAGCGGCGACGCCGCCAUCGUGAACCUCGUCCCAUCCAAGCCGCUGUGCGUGGAGUCUUUCCAGGAGUUCCCGCCGCUGGGACGCUUCGCCGUGCGUGACAUGAGGCAGACUGUGGCCGUGGGUGUGAUCAAGGCGGUCAACUUCAAGGACGCCGCCGGCGGCAAGGUGACCAAGGCCGCCGAGAAGGCCGCCAAGGCCAAGAAGUAGCUAGCCAGCAGCCACCACGCUCAACACCACCAGCCGACAGAUUGCACGAUAGCCACACAACCGGGAGCCCUCGCCGUCCGCCCGCGCAGGCGGGUGGUGCGCGUGGGGCGCUACGACGAUGCCGUGUCUCCAUGGUGGCUCCGACUCAAGCACCAUACUUUCCAUCGCAAAGAGUUCCGGCGAAAAGCGGACGGGCUACUUUCAUUCCUUUCUUACUUUUUGAUCUAAAAUAGAAACGGAGAACAGUUUUUGAGGGGGAGAAAAAGAAGAGGAUAAAUGAAGAUAAAAAAAAGAAAACAAACAGCAUAUAUAUAUUUUAUAUAACUUUAUUUCACACUUCCUUGGAUUUCAACUAACUUCUUGGUUUCCCAUCCUCCCGGGGUUAAUUUUUCAGAGCUUGAAAUUUCAUUUUUUCGCGAAUAUGUUGAUGAAAAAAAAAUUAAUUUAUCCAGAGAAUAAAAAAUUUGUAUCUUGUGAAAUAUUUAAAAAA
Messenger RNA from Phlebotomus argentipes, 2029 nucleotides. RefSeq names its product elongation factor 1-alpha 1 (gene eEF1alpha1). The transcript is spliced from 2 exons. The record is from RefSeq and is a predicted model, not a curated record. Lineage: Eukaryota; Metazoa; Arthropoda; Insecta; Diptera; Psychodidae. Gene Ontology annotation, biological process: translational elongation; translation. Bases 148 to 1539 code for a protein of 463 amino acids. Gene Ontology annotation, molecular function: GTP binding; translation elongation factor activity; GTPase activity.